UAAUACUUUAAAUCAAAACAAUCCCAGCCAGCUGCAGCUCGAGUUCAAUUUUGAUAAGUGUUGCCACAUCUCAGAAAAAGGUAAGUCGAGCCUGGCGAGUAUCAAUAGUAUCGCUAAGGUAUCGACUAUCGAAAAUCCUUACCGCUGUGAAGUAUCGAUCGAUGCCGCUGUACUUGCUAGUGAUGGAAAAGAUGGUGGCAUAUGAUAUUUUUUUUAUCACAGCAGGGCUGCUUUGAAAAAAAGUUGGCGGCAAAAUGGAUAUAUAGCAUAGUUGUGUUGUUUAUCUUGCAGUAUAAUUUGGACUUGAAGAAUAAACCACUUCUAUUAAAUUCAAAUUAAACUGAAAAAUGGAAUACAUGCAAAUACGUUUUAGAGAUGUCACUAUUGCAUAUCUGCCGGAAGUCUGGUCACACUAAUAUGACCCAAUGCAACUUUGCGACUCUGGGAGACGCCGAUAAUUUAAACUUUUGCAACUGUAGCGGUCUAACGGGACGCACUGAUCCCAAAAUUGUUGAAACAAUGGAUUUUGUUACUGUCAUUUCCACGGGUGGCAGUGUUGAGUAUGUAGUGCGGGAAUACGCCACUGCCUUUAUGGGAGCCAUCUUCGCGGAUCCCCACAACUGGCAUGCGAAGGUGUCGCAUCAGUUUGUGGGCCAGUGCUUCCACGUGCUGGGACUGAAGUUCAACGUGAGUGUGAAGGAGUUCCGCAAAACGCAGGAUCAUCCGUAUCGCAACGACAACCCCAACUACAUAUUCGAUGCUGUGCCCUUUGUGAUGACUGCCGUGGAAUCUUUUCUGGAGAAGCUGCCCACUCUAUUGGCCUGCCAUGCGAAGAGUUUGGAGCCGGAUAGGAGCAAGUCAAAGACACCUGCUGCCAAGCGCUUCGACGAGCUGACUGACCCAGUUUCCUGCUACCUAAAAGUGGUGCUUACAUGGACGAAAGUGGUGCAUUACAUAUGCACCUCAAUGCAGCUGAACCCCUGCGCAGGUGAUAAGUACCUCUGCGAGCCAGUGGCCAGAAUGUCAUUCAGCAUACUCUGCGGGCUGUCCAAGCUGCUGCCCACAUACAACGACGAGUUUGGAGGCUUUAAGCAUAUUUGCCUCACGCUCACCAUUGACGCACGCUAUGGGCUAUUCUACCAGGCGACUAGUCAACAUAUACUAAAACCCAUGCUGGACAUGUUUCGGGAGCACUUUGGGACAUUCUGCAGCGUGGAGAACUCUGCGCUAGACUUUGUCUACUGUGCUCUGGCUGUUGUGAUGGAGGAUGAAGAUAGCUACAUCAUGACCUACGAGUUCCUGGAAAGUAUGCUCAAGCAGUUUGCCCAGGACCAGCAGCGUGAUCGAAGUGGCAAUCUGUAUCUACGUCUGUUUACCAAUGAGCUGAUCACUGAUAGGUUUCUGGCCCUACACUUUGAGGUUUUGAAGUCGAGUAAAUCCAAAGCCCUGCUUAUGGCCACGCUCCUGUACAUACGGACGCUCCAGCGACACAUUGUCAGUGCUGAACGGUUUCCAACGAGGUUCCACGAAAUUAUCCUGGAGCUGUUGCUUCGCCUGCCACAAGCUUUGACCAUGGUUUGGUCCAUGGCAGCGAAGCUCUAUGUGGAAUUGGCCCAGCGCCUGUACAAUGAGAGGGAAAUAGUUAUGCACAUCUUGGAGACGUACGUCAAGUGUCAGUACAGCCCUCGCCGAAAUCCCAGCUUUGCGCAGUUCAGGGCCCAACUGACACGCUACCUAAAGACGAUAAUGGAGCAUUUUCCAGCAGUGCGGCGGUUCGAGGUCUACACGUUUGUGCUCACUUCCCAGCAAGUGCGCAUCGAACUGAGCGUCAUAGCCGCACAAUCCGUAUGCGUGCUCUUUGACCUCUAUUGGCUUGAAUAUUCCACCUCGGAGGAAGCUCGUAAAGAGGUACACGAACUUCUGCGUACUUGGCCGUAUCUCAUUUCGUCGUCAACCCACCAAAGUGUCACCCGACCUGUGCUCUACAGUGUCUACAGCGCCGUAGAUUUUAUGGCUGUGGCUUCAAAUAAUGUCGAGCUGCUGCUGACACUGGAGACAUUCUGCCUGGAUAAGUUUCUACACGAUGAAACGCUAAGCGAUUCGGAAUUCAGCGGCCUCUACACAAAUCUAUCCCGCUCCGUGGAGGCAACUGGCAACAGGCAGACACACAUAACCGCCGCAGGGUCUGUGCAAUAUCAGCACGCUCAGCUGCAGGCUCAGAUGAGUGCCAGUGACCUGGGGGCUGCACAGAGGAAGGAACUGCUGGAAGCCUAUGCCCAGUGCCUGCGUCGCUUGCACGCCCUUCUUAGGGCCAACAAGCUAAGCGGGGACCGUCUGGCUGAAAUGGUGGACUGCUUAGUAGUCAAUCUGCUGGAAAGACCACAGCAGAACGACAACCUGAGUAUCUUUGGCUCCGAAAGCUUGGCCUUCAUGCUCAUCAUGCUGCACAAGGAGCACAAGGAUGUGAUCGGCCUGGCCCAGCAGUUACGUGACUUCUGCGUUUAUGAGCUCUCGAACCCCACACAGGAGAGCUUUCAGCGAACCAAGUUUAUGUUCUGCUCCGUUGUCAUCCUGCACAUUGGCUUGAGGAAUAGUUUUCCUCUAGACGCUCCAACAUACGACGCACUCCUUAUGAGUCUGACAGUCACUCCGUCGGGAUCGCAGCCAAGUUGCGAUCAGCUCACCCAGAGUUAUAUUCAAGAGAAGCACUUGCUGUUUCGUCAAAUGCUCGCUUGCGAUCAGGUCGCGUUGCCCAACAACCGAAUUUGGAAAGCUCUGUUGCAGUACAAUGUGGUGGGAACUGCCUCGCAAGUCCUUCGGCCAGAGCUUGAUUUACUAGUCGGCGUUCUGAUAGAGCACCGCAUUCUCUGCUAUGUCCACUGUCUGUCGGUAAUCCAGCUGCGCUUCGGCAACGAAGCCAAUGUCAAUAAACGGAUGGCCGCUACGCUGAAUGCCCAUCUGCGGCUUAUUGAGGGCCAUGCCUCCGCCGUAGACGCUUGGCUUCUGCGUUGGACUGUUUUCAAUGGUUCGCUGAAUCUCUUGAUUAAAAAAAUGGGCACUGUAAGAUUGGAGGCAGCCAAUGUCCAAGGGAAUCGCUUGCUGCCGCUGCAGCAUCUGCAACUGAUUGUGGCCAAUAUGCGUCUGAAAGAAGCGCAUUUCCAGAAAAUCGCUCGCUCGAUUUGCAGCUUAAAAGAAGCGGCAGCUGGGCCCAAGGAGAGAGCAGAAAUCGACAGUUUCAUAAAUCAGAUCAGUGCGUUCAAAUAUCGCUGCGAGGAUGAGCACGCGGAGGCAUCAAUUAGUGCAGAUUUUGAGGGAAAACUGAUGUCAGUGCCGCCUGGUCCCAUGACCUUAUGGCAAUGCAAGGCCAUGGAUAAUUUGGAUUUCUUAAACUCUUUUGGUUCCCGUUUGGGUUGA
Molecule: messenger RNA, 3414 nt
Organism: Drosophila obscura
Lineage: Eukaryota; Metazoa; Arthropoda; Insecta; Diptera; Drosophilidae
Exons: 9
Coding region: 376-3414 (1012 amino acids)
Source: RefSeq, a predicted model, not a curated record